AUGGCGGACCGCGAAGAUUGUGGUGCUAAGGAAACCCGGGAAACCGGAUUACUCGAUCCCUGGUGCCUAUCGCCCGAUCUCCCUCCUCAACACACUGGACGACUCUCACACCUUGCUGAAAAGCACGGGCUGCUACCGGACACUCAGUUCGGCGGUCGCCCGGGAAGGACCACAGAACAAGCGCUGCUGGUACUCUCGAAUGCGAUCGACCGGGCAUGGUAUAAGCACAAAGUGGUCACUCUUGUAGCAUUCGAUCUGAAAGGAGCCUUCAACGGAGUCCACAGAACAAGCCUAGACGCCUGCCUUCGAGCCAAAAGGAUUCCCACCGUAGCAAGAAAGUGGAUUGCAAGUUUCAUGAGCGACCGCUAUGCGAACAUAGGAUUCGACGACUUCCGUACCGAGACGGCGCCUCUAGCCAACGCGGGACUCGCCCAGGGAUCGCCGCUGUUAUCUAUCCUAUUCGCAUUCUUCAACGCCGACCUGGUUGACCAACCCGUCACUUUCCACGGGGGUGCUUCGGCAUUCAUCGACGACUAUUUCCACUGGCGAGUAGGCCGAUCGGCCGAAGAGAAUUUGGCCAAACUAUAG
Messenger RNA from Penicillium brasilianum, 588 nucleotides. NCBI's taxonomy places the organism in Eukaryota, Fungi, Ascomycota, Eurotiomycetes, Eurotiales, Aspergillaceae. The record is from the annotation of a GenBank genome assembly.